Molecule: messenger RNA, 1586 nt
Organism: Macroventuria anomochaeta
Lineage: Eukaryota; Fungi; Ascomycota; Dothideomycetes; Pleosporales; Didymellaceae
Product: mandelate racemase/muconate lactonizing protein-like protein
Exons: 4
Coding region: 160-1506 (448 amino acids)
Biological process (GO): amino acid catabolic process; carbohydrate catabolic process
Molecular function (GO): magnesium ion binding; L-fuconate dehydratase activity
Source: RefSeq, a predicted model, not a curated record
GCUCGCUCUUCUCUUUACCUUGCCUUUUCUUUUGAUACCCAAAACUCCAGCCUCAAGCCUCGGGGAAUUGCUCGAGAUACCGCGGGGGUACUGAACGCUUCAUUCCGAAUCCUCGGAACGACCAAAACAUCACAGUACCAUUACCACAACUCCACUACGAUGGUCACUAUCACAGGCGUUGAGACGAGGGAUGUUCGGUUCCCAACAUCCCUAGAUAAGACUGGUUCCGAUGCCAUGAACGCGGCGGGUGACUACUCUUCCGCUUACUGCAUUCUCAGCACAGAUUCAGAAUUCUCUGGACACGGUAUGACAUUCACAAUCGGUCGCGGUAACGAGAUCGUCUGCUCCGCCAUCGCCCACCUCGCAGACCGCGUCAAGGGCCGAACACUCGAAUCUCUCGUCGAGAACUGGGGCAAGACAUGGCGCCAUCUCGUCAACGACUCACAACUCCGCUGGAUCGGCCCUGAGAAGGGUGUCAUUCACCUCGCCCUUGGUGCCGUUGUCAACGCCAUCUGGGAUCUCUGGGCUAAAACACUCGGAAAGCCCGUCUGGCGUAUCGUCGCAGACAUGACACCUCAGCAGAUCGUCGACUUGAUCGACUUCCGCUACAUCACUGACGCCAUCACCCCCGAGGAGGCUCUUGAGAUCCUCACCAAGUCCGAGCAGGGCAAGAAGGAGCGUCUGCAGGAAGCCCUCGACUCGCAGGCCGUCCCUGCUUACACCACAUCAGCCGGCUGGUUGGGUUACGGCGAGGACAAGAUGAAGGCACUUCUGCAGGAGACACUGAGCAAGGGCUACCGCCACUUCAAGCUCAAGGUCGGCAGCGAUGUAGCACAGGACAAGCACCGCCUGAGCAUUGCGCGCGAGAUCAUCGGUUUCGACAAGGGCAACGUGCUCAUGGUCGACGCCAACCAGGUCUGGAGCGUCCCUGAGGCGAUCGAGUACAUGAAGCAGCUCAAGGAGUUCAAGCCCUGGUUCAUCGAGGAGCCUACCAGCCCCGACGAUGUCCUCGGCCACAAAGCCAUCCGCGAAGCCCUCAAGCCCUACGGCAUCGGCGUCGCGACCGGCGAAAUGUGCCAAAACCGCGUCAUGUUCAAGCAGUUCCUUCAAGCGGGCGCAAUCGACAUCUGCCAAAUCGACGCCUGCCGUCUCGGCGGCGUCAACGAAGUCAUCGCCGUGCUCCUCAUGGCCGCCAAAUUCGGUGUCCCCAUUGUUCCUCACUCCGGUGGUGUCGGUCUGCCCGAGUACACGCAGCACUUGUCGACAAUCGACUACGUUGUUGUGUCGGGUAAGAAGAGUGUGCUUGAAUAUGUUGACCAUCUUCAUGAGCACUUUUUCAACCCGAGUAGGAUUGAGAAGGGAUACUAUGUUACGCCGGUUGAGCCGGGUUACAGUGUGGAGAUGAAGCCAGAGUCUAUGGACAAGUUCUCGUAUCCUGGAAAGGAGGGCGUCUCAUGGUGGAAGAGUGAGGAAGCAAGGCCCAUCCUGGAAGGCGAGAAGUUCUAAAUGACAUGAUGUUUGCAUAGGUGGAAGUUUCAUGUUUACGACGAUGAUGCGAAAAGUUUAAAUCUCUACCUCUGCACAUC